AAACUUAAACCGCAAUUUCAUCCCAAUCCCUAAUCUCGAAUUUCCUAAUUUCGUCUAGUUCGAGUCACUGCAUCUCUACCAACCCUAACCGAAUCCCUCUUCAUUUAUGCUCUCUCUAGGUACCCUUCAUCUCGUUUGUAUGCCUUUCGUUCGUUUCAGUUUUCACUUUAUGCUAAUUAAAUUUCUCUCUUUUAUUUUCGGUAGCAGCAAGGAACUUCGAUUUCUCGUCCUUGAGGUAUUACGAGUUGCUUCUGAAUCGUUCUUCAUCUUCAUCCAUCCUGAUGUGUGUGUUGUAAGCUUGCCCAACAACUAUUUGUAGAUAUAAAGAUAAAGCUUGUGUAUAUUGAGCAGAAUAUUGAAUUUGAUGUUGAGUGACGACUAGGAUAAACAAUACUGUCAAAGAAAGAAUACAUGGAUUGGAUGGGGAUACUCUCACUAUUUCUUGCUUCCAUACUUGCCUUUUGUUGAACUAAUACCUGCUACUUGAAGAUACCAAAAAGUUGCUACUUUAGUCAUGACAAUAUCAAGAGUAACAAACAAUCUCAAAGAAAUGGUUAUGGUCAAGUUGAGGUGGAAGAUGAGAUAUUCAAGAACAAAAUAGAGUGUGAUGGCCCUUGAUGUAUCAACCUUUGAAAGGUUAAGCCCUUCUCGCUUUAUCACCUUCACAAUACCCCAUCCAACAUGUUUAGAUUCACCACUCCGAGUUGCUGUGCUCGACUCACCACUUCAACCCACUGACUCACCUCGAGUUGGUGCCAUGUUAGUCCCUGAAGGCCGUGAAACUGAUUGGAUCUUCUCUACUGAAUUGGGUCAUCUACAACUUCUCUUCAGUUCUUCAGGAAUAUCACGUUUGAUUUUGAUAGGGAACCAGUUGAAGGAGAGCGCUUUUUCUCCUCGUGUUUAUCAUCGGCCCUUAGAAUGUUCAUUGCAUCAGCAGGGAUUCCAGGUGUGGUCAAAACCUCUUGUUUUAGCCUUGUCUCCCAGAUCUUUGUUUAAAAAUGGCAUUCCUGAGAUACCCAUUUUGAGUUAUGAGGAUAACUUGAUUUCUAGUAUGGUAAUACAUGAAUGUGUUGGUUGUCAUGUUGGUGAAAUGUUGGUUGAAGAUGUUGAAAUUGAAAAUGGGAGUGAUAUUGGGCAUCAUAGAAGGGAAUUUAGGAGGAGGUUGAGGUUCAAGAGGAUGCCUAAUUUGAUUCAAACUGAAAUUCGUAUUAUCCCAGAGACACAUGGUCAUAGUUUGAAUGGUGUAUGCAUUGGUAGUGAUGUGGGGUUUGUGCCUGAUCUUAAGGUUUUGGUGCACCCUUACUUGGCACCUAUGGUAUCUUCUCUUGCAUUGAUUAGUGAAUAUGUAGAGGGCCGGAUCCAGAAUGGGUUUAGACCAAAAGCUUUAUGCCUUGGGGUUGGAGGUGGAGCUUUGCCAACUUUUCUGACAACUCAAUUAGGUUUUGAGGUCAUGGGUGUUGAUAGUGAUAGGGAGGUUUUGAGGGUGGCAAGGCAUUAUUUUGGAUUGAAAGACGGUGGAUUUAUUCAUGUUGUUGUUGGAGAUGCCUUUGAAUCUAUGAAGAAGCUUGCAUGCAAUGAAAAACUGUAUAAUAAGAGUUCUUUUGCUGAUUAUGAGGUUAAUGGUUUUAGUGACCACUUGGCAGAGGAUGUGGCCAAUCAUAAAUUUGAUGUUGUUAUGGUUGAUAUAGAUUCAAGUGAUGUAAGGAACGGUACAAGUUCUCCACCUUUGGAAUUUGUUAGAAAGCAUGUUUUUCUUACUGCUAAAUUAUUUCUUUCUGAAUUUGGGAUUCUUGCUAUUAAUGUCAUUCCUCCAAGCAGGUCCUUCUAUGACAGCAUGGUAAAUCUUUUUCAGGAAGUUUUCCAUGAGCUGUACAAAAUAGAUGUAGGGAAUGGUGAAAAUUUUGUUCUUAUUGCCGCAACAUCACCUCUGGUGUUUUCGGUUGGGGAUUUAGGUAAUUCUUUUCUUAUGAAACUGAAAUCAGUUAUUCCAGAAGCAUACAUAAAUUCCAUAACGAAGAUAUAAUGUCUCACUUGUUGAGGCAAGUACUUUUGAAAUCUCAUUGACCUCUAGGAUCUGCACUCUUAAGAGUAAUAGAUGAUGUGUUAGUAGUUUUGAUACAGUGAUCCAAACCAAAAUGAAGAAUGCUUCUCUCAUGGAUCUAUGCUUCUGUAUAGAGAAUCAUCUUUAAGACUACCGAGCGAACACUGGAAUUACUUCAUAUCAGUGAAAGCAGAGGCAUUGCAACUUGCUUUAGAUCGAAUUGCUACAGUAAGGUAAAAAUACUGUAUUUUAAUUAUUUAUAUCAACUUUAGUUAUUGUGAAAAUUGUACUCAAACUCCAUCUCUGAGAAAGCUUAAUGGCAAGUUGUUUAUAUCUUUCUGUGUACUAGUGAGUUACGUUAGCUUUCAGUUGCCACCAAGUGUGAAUAGGUGAUAUCUUUUUUUUUUAUUUUGUUAUUUUUUAUGAAAUGAAUAGGUGAUAUCUGUGAACAACAUUUUCCAGACUUCGAAACAUAUAAUAGUAAUAAUAAUAAUUGAUAGU
Abrus precatorius (Indian licorice) is the source of this 2542-nucleotide messenger RNA. RefSeq names its product methyltransferase-like protein 13. NCBI's taxonomy places the organism in Eukaryota, Viridiplantae, Streptophyta, Magnoliopsida, Fabales, Fabaceae. The record is from RefSeq and is a predicted model, not a curated record. The transcript has 3 exons. Bases 608 to 2023 code for a protein of 471 amino acids. Gene Ontology annotation, biological process: polyamine biosynthetic process.